GUUGCGGGUUUCAAAGGAUAUCAACCGGGCCUGAGAUAUUCAGCAUUCAAGGUAAACAAAUACAUUUAUUUGUUACCAUAUUAUAACGUUUUUUAAAUCAAAUAUAUUAGACUAUAUAUACAGAAUAGCAGUAAUGGUUGAGUUUCUCCCCUGGCUUUUGCCAUAAUCUAUCUAUUCCAACACCUUGUUCGUGCCAUAAUAAAAAAAAAAGAUAUAAAACGCAGACAAGUACAAUUUCAUAGAAUAAUCAGCAAUUGCUAUCGCUUUAUUGAAAUAGCUUAUAGUUUGUCAUUAAUAACAUUUGCAUGAGUUUCCAUUUUGUUAUAAAUUAUUAAUGUGGUUGGCUUUUGUGAAAACGACGCACAUAAAGCGAUUCAUUCUCGCCAUGAAUCCAAUUAUUACACGAAUCACAGUUAUUAUCGAGGACGGAUGUAUGGGUCGCUUCACUCUGUGUUGGUGUUUAUUUUAGUAGGGAAUAAAAGCUUUACGUAAUUUAUUUCUAGCAUUGAGGGCGGCAGAACUCGCCAUAUGCCUGCUGCGCACAGUAAUCGGAAACGGUACAUCAGAAAGAGUUGGAUACCGGGCUGGUCCCAUUCUAUCACAUAAAGCGUAGCCUUUGAUUAUUGAUUUUGGAUCCGCAGCGUUUAACCUACCCAAACAGUUGUGUGUAUGGUUAGGCUACUUUUAUUUGCUGCGAUAUCGGACACUUCGUAGGAUGAAAGCUGAAUAUAGCCUUACAUAGGCUACAAUAGGCCUAUUACCUUCAAUAUUGGACUGCAAGUGAAUAGAAGACAUGUCAAACAGUCAGAGCAGAUCAAACAGAUCUCUUUAUCAUGGGCAGUUAUUAAUCAGUAAUAGACAAAAUGAUAUAUUUUAACACAUUUAUUAAAUUGCAUCAUUUAUAGAUAUGCCUAUUUAUAGAUUUUACAUUACUCAGAUAGUCCUAACUGAAAUGUAUCAAGCUAUCCUAAUAAGUCAAGUUGAAGAAUAAUAGUCUUCUAUUCUAAAAAAUAAAAAAGCAAUAGUUUCCACCUUUGAUGAGGGCAGAGGUGAAAUGCAGCAUGCUCAGAAAUAGGAUAUCAGGCAGCAGUGGUGAGGGGAUGGAGUCACUCAGAUAAAGGUUAGAUGGAGCCCUCAUUAGGAUGAGUUGCUUUUGUCUACCUGCUCUGAAGUCACAGGCUUUGUCCCUGUAUGAUGGUAUGUAUUAGGGUUGCAUGAUAUUGGAAAUAACUGACAUUGCGAUAUUUAGUUUUUCUGAUAUAUAUUGCGAUAUGAAAAAAUACAGGAUGUCUUCACCAGAUGACUUGAAAAGCUCUAUUUGAGAAUAAUUAAUUAUUCUAGAAUGAUCGGGGUGAUUUUGUAGGGAACUGCAUCUUCAUGGAAAAUAACAAUUAAAAAAUAUAACUGAAUAUGACUUUUUACCUUUUGACUUAUUUUGGGUAGUUUAAUUUAUUCUAUUAAUUAAUACACUGUUUAAUUCACCAUGGUUCUAUUGUAUUCAUGUAAUACUCUUCUAUCAAUUCAGGCUAAAGUCAAUGAUCUAACAUGUUAUGAUAUUAAUAAUGCAUGUUGCUUACCCUACAAUAAAGGGGCUCAUUUGUGAAUGAAGAGGUGUGGUGUCUAUAAGGGAUCCAGGAGAUUACAGGAGGCUGUAUCUCAGUACUCCAACCAGGUUAAAACAGAGCAUUCUCUACGGAGGAAGUUUCAUUAUCACAAUAGGGAAUUAAUGUGAAUGACAAAAUCAAAUCAAAAAGUCAUUUAACAUUUUAUUACAUUACAAAUGACUCUCAUCUAGGCCCCAAUCAGCUACAGCUUCUCUCAUCCCUGUUGCGAUGUUCUCACUUGUAUGAUCCUCUGGGGAAAAUGCAGUUUGCAAACAGCGACUUUUCAGGUGGAAGUCCUCAUUAAUAAAGUGUAUGGUCAGACUUAUGUAGGCCUCUGUUGUCCGGCUGGACCACAAGUCCGUUGUUGCUGUAUAAUAUUCCACUUGUGACAGCUCUGUUUCAACUUGUGCCUUGCAUUUCUCGUACAACUCUGGGAUGGCAACUUGAGAAAAAUAGUUGCGUGAUGUCAUUACAUACCGCUUGUCAAACGACCGGAUCAUGUUUUUAAAACCCUAUUUGGUAACCGUGUUAAUUGGUACCAUGUCUUUGGCGACGUGAAAUGUUAUUGAAUCUGUGAUUUCUCUCUGCCGUUUGGAACCUUUCUGGUAUGGUGUAAUACUGGCAAAGGCAUCCGAAAUAGAUUUUUGCUUUGGAGGGCAUUGAUAUGCUUUGCUCUGGAUAAGAGCGUAUGCUAAAUGAUGUAAAUGUGAAUGUAAAUGUCAUACGAAGAUUUGUGCUGCCGCCUUAAAUGAUCGAACAAAUUUGUCGUGUUGCCUCGUGUUGUUGCAACAAUUGCAAGGCACUUUCGACAAAGUACUUGUUUUUGGUCAACAUCAUCCUGUCUGUAGCCGAAAUAUUUCCAUAUAAUUGACGACGCAUUUCUUUUUGCAACCAAAUUCUCAAUUUCGGUCUUUUUCGCCUGUUCCUCGCUCAUCAUUUCGUCACGCGCAAGCAGAGGCUGCAUGUCAACCACGUGCAGCAACGAACUCCGUGUUUAAAAUAAUAAUAAUAAUAAUAAACUGUGUAUCCAAUAACCCAUAAAUCGGAGUAAAUUACGUUAUAUUAGACAGAUAUAAUGCUAGUUUAACAUUUAAAAUAUAUAUAUAUUGUAGACUGAUAUAUGUUUACCUUACUAAAUCGCAUGUUCUGAGAUGUGACUAUUGCGGAUGCAUACAUCGCAAUGUCAAUGCUGAAACAAUAUAUCGUGCAGCCCUAGUAUGUAUAUAUAAUUUUGUCUCUCAGGUCAGUUGAUCAGGAGGAGAAUGGAUCCAGUUUGAGCAUCUUCACUGAUAAGAUCUUGACUGAUAAAUUGCUGAGUGGGAUCCUGUAACCAUGGCGACCUGCGGGCGUGGCUGCAUCCCAGCAGUGCGUUUCUGCCAAAGGCUGAACCGACUGAAGACCCUGGAUGAUGACUUGAUGGUGACGUCAAUGAAGCGCUGCCUGACCAUGGUGGACCUGGCCCUGCUGGGUGUUGGGGGCAUGGUGGGCUCUGGCCUCUACGUCCUGACUGGCACUGUGGCCAAGGACACCGCCGGACCUGCCGUGGUCCUCUCCUUCCUCAUAGCAGGCAUUGCCUCCCUGAUGGCCGCCCUCUGCUAUGCAGAGUUCGGAGCUCGCGUGCCCAGAACGGGCUCAGCCUACAUGUUCACUUAUGUUUCUUGUGGAGAGAUCUGGGCCUUUCUCAUUGGCUGGAACGUAGUGUUGGAGUACAUGAUUGGUGGGGCCGCGGUGGCGCGGGCGUGGAGUGGUUACCUGGACUCCAUGUUUAACCACACUAUCCAGAACUACACAGAGAACUACAUAAUGAAGUGGAAUGUUCCCUAUAUCGCCCACUACCCUGACCUGCUGGCCGCCGCAAUUCUAGUGGUUGCCACCAUCUUCAUAACCUUCGGAGUGCGAGUCUCCUCUUGGCUCAACCACAUCUUCUCCGCCGUUAGUCUGGUUGUCAUACUCUUCAUCUUGGUGUUUGGCUUCAUGCUGGCCGACCCAGUCAACUGGAGCCAGAAAGAAGGAGGUUUUGCACCGUUCGGUGUGUCUGGGGUGAUGGCGGGCACAGCCACCUGCUUUUACGCAUUUGUUGGCUUCGAUGUGAUUGCAGCCUCCAGUGAGGAGGCAAAGAACCCCCAGCGAGCCAUUCCCAUGGCCACAGCCAUCUCCUUGUGCAUGGCAGCCACAGCCUACAUCCUGGUCUCCACUGUCCUCACUCUCAUGGUGCCCUGGCACUCCCUCGACCCCAACUCAGCCCUGUCUGAUGCAUUCUUCCGCAGAGGCUACAGCUGGGCUGGCUACAUCGUGGCAGUAGGGUCCAUCUGUGGUAAGUGUCUCUUGAAAGACUUAGCCACUGUAACCACACCAAUGUAUCAUGUCAUUGAGUUUCUUUGGGUUAGUUGAUGAUAUCAUUGAUUGAAGGGCAAAUGUGUAUGACUUUUAUUUAUCUUGACUUCAUACAGUAGCUCUCUGUUUUGAUUGCAUUGAUAAUCAUGUGACUCUCUGUCCAUCCCCUCUUCCAGCCAUGAACACGGUGCUCCUCAGCAACCUCUUCUCCCUCCCUCGGAUUGUUUACGCUAUGGCGGAGGAUGGCCUCUUCUUCUCCUUCUUCGCCAAGGUCAACCCUGUCACCAAGGUCCCUGUGAAUGCCAUCUUGGUGUUUGGCCUCCUCAUGGCCGUCAUGGCCCUCAUCUUUGACCUGGAGGCCCUGGUCCAGUUCCUGUCCAUCGGCACCCUCCUGGCCUACACCUUUGUGGCAGCCAGUGUCAUUGUGUUGCGCUUCCAGCCUGAGAAGGAGAAGACCAGUUCCAAGGCUAACUCCACUACCUCCCCCAACCCCAACUCCAACCCAGAGCUCUCGCCCGAAGCCUCAGAGUCCCAGAUCAUAGCUCAGGAUAGCGGGGAGCUGAAGGAGUACGAGUCCUUCUCAGACAAGUUACAGCUGGUGGAGAUGCAGAAGACCAGGGAACGCAGCGCCCCAGGGGUGUUGAAGGCCCGCUGGGAGCCCUACCUGGGCAGGGUGCUGGGGGACUUUGAGCCGGGGGAGGUGGUGGCCUUCUCUGUGCUGGCGGUGAUGGUGAGCUCUGUGUCCCUCUGUGCCGUGUUUGUGUUUGGGAGUAACCAGCUGCAGCUGCCUACGUGGAGCUUCGCCCUGCUAAUAGUGGUGUUUGGCUCAACCUUCCUCAUCAGCCUGGUCAUUAUAUAUGCCCAUGAACCUCAUAUCAACACCAAAACCUUCCAGGUGAGCCAAACAGAUUCUCAGUUUUGCAUGUUAUGUCUGCUGUGUAAAUGCAAAGCAGUUUACUUUUACUUUAUUGAAUAUGCCUACACAUAAAGUUAGGGAAGCAGAACUAAACCCUCACCUUAUAAUUAUUAGUUGUAUAAUUUUGUCUGCCUGCAGAGUUUCAAGCAGAACACCAUAGUCCCCUGUAGCUCAGUUGGUAGAGCAUGGCGCUUGCAACGCCAGGGUUGUGGGUUCGUUUCCCACGGGGGGCCAGUAUGAAAAUGUAUGCACUCACUAACUGUAAGUCGCUCUGGAUAAGAGUGUCUGCUAAAUGACUAAAAUGUAAAUGUAAAAUAGUCCCUAUGCCCAAGAACGCCAAGGUAACUUGUCUAAAUGACUAUCGCCCCGUAGCACUCAUAUCUGUAGCCAUGAAAUGCUUUGAAAGGCUGGUCAUGGCUCACAUCAACACCAUCAUCCCAGACACCCUGGACCCACUCCAAUUUGCAUACCGCCCCAACAGAUCCACAGAUGAUGCAAUCUCUAUUAUACUCCACACUGCCCAUUCCCACCUGGACAAGAGGAACACCUAUGAGAGAAUGCUGUUUAUUCACUACAGCUCAGUGUUUAACACCAGAGUGCCCUCCAAGCUCAUCACUAAGCUAAGGACGCUGGGACUGAACACCUCCCUCUGCAACUGGAUCCUGGACUUCCUGACGGGCCACCCCCCAGGUGGUGAGGGUAGGGAACAACACAUCCGCCACGCUGACAAUCAACACGGGUGCGUGCUUAAUCCCUGUUCACCAAGACUGCGUGGCCCGCACAACUCCAACACAAUCAUUAAGUUUGCCGACGACAUGACCUGGUAGGCCUGAUCACCGACAACAAUGAGACAGCCUAUAGAGAGGUCAGAGACAACAACCUCUCCCUCAACGUCAGCAAGACAAAGGAGCUGAUCAUGACCUACAGGAAAUGGAGGGCCGAGCAAGUCCCCCAUUCACAUCGAUAGGGCUGUAGUGGAGCGGGUCGAGAGCUUCAAGUUCCUCACAUCACUAAGGAUCUAUCAUGUUCCACACACACCAACACAGUCGUCAAGAGGGCACGACAAUACCUCUUCCCCCUUAGGAGGCUGAAAAGAUUUGGCAUGGGCCCUCAGAUCCUCAAAAAGUUAUACAGCUGCACCAUUGAGAGCAUCUUGACUGGCUGCGUCACCGCUUGGUAUGGCAACUGCUUGGCAUCCAACCGCAAGGCGCUACAGAGGGUAGUGCGUAUGGCCCAGUACAUCACUGGGGCCGAGCUCCAUUCCGUCCAGGACCUCAAAACCAGGCGGUGUCAGAGGAAGGGCCUAAAAAUUGUCAAAGACUCCAGCCACCCAAGCCAUAGACUGUUCUCUCUGCUACCGCACGGCAAGUAGUACUGAUGCACCAAGUCUGGAACCAACAGGAACAUGAAAAACUUCUACCCCCAAGCCAUAAGACUGCUAAAUAGUUAGUCCGGGUAGAUAUUUGGUUAACUAUUUUUUGUUAACAAACUAUAGUUUUGGCAAGUCGGUUAGGACAUCUACUUUGUGCAUGACACAACUAAUUUUUCCAACAAUUGUUUACAGACAGAUUAUUUCACUUAUAAUUCACUGUAUCACAAUUCCAGUGGGUCAGAGGUUUACAUACACUAAGUUGACUGUGCCUUUAAACAGCUUGGAAAAUUCCAGAAAAUGAUGUCAUGGCUUUAGAAGCUUCUGAUAGGCUAAUUGACAUCAUUUGAGUCAAUUGGAGGUGUACCUGUGGAUGUAUUUCAAGGCCUACCUUCAAACUCAGGCUCUUUGCUUGACAUCAUGGGAAAAUCCAAAGAAAUCAGCCAAGACCUCAGAAAAAUAAAUGGUAGACCUCCACAAGUCUGGUUCAUCACUUCGGAGCAAUUUCCAAACGCCUGAAGGUACCACGUUCAUCUGUACAAACAAUAGUACACAAGUAUAAACACCAUGGGACCACGCAGCCGUCAUACCGCUCAGGAAGGAGACACAUUCUGUCUCCUACAGAUGAACGUACUUUGGUGUGAAAAGUGCAAAUCAAUCCCAGAACAACAGCAAAGGACCUUGUGAAAAUGCUGGAGGAAACAGGUACAAAAGUAUCUAUAUCCACAGUAAAACUAGUCCUAUAUCGACAUAACCUGAAAGGCCGCUCAGCAAGGAAGAAGCCUCUGCUCCAAAACCGCCAUAAAAAAGCCAGACUAUGGUUUGCAACUGCACAUGGGGACAAAGAUCGUACUUUUUGGAGAAAUGUCCUCUGGUCUGAUAAAACAAAAAUAGAACUGUUUGGCCAUAAUGACCAUCGUUAUGUUUGGAGGAAAAAGGGGGUUGCUUGCAAGCCGAAGAACACCAUCCCAACCGCGAAGCACGGGGGUGGCAGCAUCAUGCUGUGGGGGUGCUUUGCUGCAGGAGGGACUGGUGCACUUCACAAAAUAGAUGGCAUCAUGAGGAAGGAAAAUUAUGUGAAUAUAUUGAAGCAAAGUCUAAAGACAUCAUUCAGGAAGUUAAAUCUUGGUCGCAAAUGGGUCUUCCAAAUGGACAUUAUAAUAAUAAAUAAUAAUAAUAAUAUGCCAUUUAGCAGACGCUUUUAUCCAAAGCGACUUACAGUCAUGCGUGCAUACAUUUUUGUGUAUGGGUGGUCCCGGGGAUCGAACCCACUACCUUGGCGUUACAAGCGCCGUGCUCUACCAGUUGAGCUACAGAGGACCACGGAGAGCCUAAAAGACAGCCCUGACCUCAAUUCAGAGCCCUGACCUCAAUUCUAUAGAACAUUUGUGGGCAGAACUGAAAAAGCAUUGACCCCAAGCAUACUUCCAAAGUUGUGGCAAAAUGGCUUAAGGACAACAAAGUCAAGGUAUUGGAGUGGCCAUCACAAAGCCCUGACCUCAAUUCUAUAGAACAUUUGUGGGCAGAACUGAAAAAGCGUGCGCGAGCAAGGAGGCCUACAAACCUGACUCAGUUAUACCAGCUCUGCCAGGGGGAAUGGGCCAAAACUCACCCAACUUAUUGUGGGAAGCUUGUGGAAGGCUACCCGAAACAUUUUACCCAAGUUAAACAAUUUAAAGGCAAUGCUACCAAAUACUAAUUGAGUGUAUGUAAACUUCUGACCCACUGGGAAUGUGAUGAAAGAAAUAAAAGCUGAAAUAAAUCAUUCACUCUACUAUUAUUCUGACAUUUCACAAUCUUAAAAUAAAGUGGUGAUCCUAACUGACCUAAGACAGGGAAUUUUUACUAGGAUUAAAUGUCAGGAAUUGUGAAAAACUGAGUUUAAAUAUAUUUGGCUAAGGUGUAUGUAAACUUCAGACUUCAACUGUACAUAUCUACCUCAAUUACCUCGGAUCCCUGUACAUCGACUCAGUACUGGUACCCUGUGCACACUGAGUAUAGAAAACAUUCAGAGCACCUCCUCUUUCCAUGACAUAGACUGACCAGGUGAAUCCAGGUGAAAGCUAUGAUCCCUUAUUGAUGUCACUUUUUAAACCCACUUAAUUCAGUUUAGAUGAAGUGGAGGAGACAGGCUAAAUAAGGAUUUUUAAGCCUUGAGACAAUUGAGGAUUGUGUAUGUGUGCCAUUAAGAGGGUGAAUGGGCAAGACAAAAAAUGUAAGUGCCUUUAAACGGGGUAUGGUAGUACCAGGCGCACCAGUUUGUGUCAAAAACUGCACUUCACUGUUAGUUUACAAUUGAAGUUUAUGAAGCAUGUGACAAAUAACAUUUUAUUUGAGGAAAUAGCCUGUUAUAUUUCCCUAAGUCCUUAUGUAGUUAUGAUAAACUAAGAAUACUCUGUGUGUUUUAAGAUUCUCACAGCCUUUUUUGUAGCUGUCUCUCCACCUUUAGAUAUGAUACAUUCUACUCAGUCUUACUAGAGCCCAGUAGACAGGAACUCAGGGAGAAACAUUUAAUGUGACAUUAUCAGCCAGCUCUGAAGCUGAGUCACAGCAGACACUCACUCUCUGCUGUGUGGUCGAUCUGCUCCGCAUACAAAAUAAAAGCUGUUUCUGUGACUCAUAUCUGAGAAGCAGAUGUUUCUGUGAGCUCAAGCAGGACCCAGGUUCCCUCUGGCACCAACCUAAUAUAACAUAUUGUCAUUAAGACCUGAUCAUUCUGCUGAAUUAUAUUAAGUGCUCCUUUUGGGACUUUUAAUAUUUUAGUCAAGACUUGUAGUCUUUUAGGCUCUCCAGCUUCCUUUUUGUCAAUGACAAACACUUAUUGAAUUGAGGAAGUCUAUGAUUAUUUCACACAUUUUAAUACAUGUCAGAAUGAUGGUUGUUUGCUGUUGUCCUUUUUCUAGGUACCCUUGGUCCCAUUCAUCCCUGGUGCAAGCAUCCUCAUGAAUGUGUUCCUAAUGCUGAAGCUCAGCCCUAUGACCUGGAUCCGCUUUACCGUGUGGGUGGCUGCAGGUAAGAUUACUUCCGCUGAUGGCACAAAUGUGUGUUGUGUGAGGACCAUGUGCUAUGUAGCACAGACACACCCUGAAAACCAAACAUCAUGUCAGACAGAACUGGAACUGUUGCAUUCAGUGGUUGAAAUACUGUGCCUCUUAACCUACGUGGAUCGACAAAUAGUAUGGAUACUUAGUACUGGUUGAUCAUAGACAACAGGACAUGAAACAGGGUUUUAUUAAAUUAUUAGUACAUAGUACAUGUUUGUAUUAAAACAUAUGCAGGUUACUUUUUGCAUUUACAGAGAGUAAACCCACCAAGUAAAUCAAGGCCUGACUGGACAGUGAGUGAGUUAACCCUUUCCUAGCCAGCGCCUGCUGCAGUUAGAGGAUGUUAAUUGGCUGUAGAGUUCGCUGUCAGCAAAGAGGAUCAGCAAGGAAACAUGAUUAGCUGUAUGAGCUCAGAGGUCUUCUGGACCAUGUAAACCCUUUAAACACAUCUGUCUGCAGGGUUAGGGAGUAAUGGAUUACAUGUAAUUAUAUGUAAUCCGUUACCAAUUGUAAUCCGUAUGUUACUAAGUAAAAUAUUGUAAUCAGAUUAGAUACUUUUGAAGAACUAGAUUACUUCUAGGACUACUUUUAAAUUCAGAAAGGAUGUUUGCACAAAAAUUAUUUGACAUCUUUCUGUUUUCUCAAUGACAUUGAAAUAGAAUUGAAAAAAGGCUCCUGUUUAAAUUUGUUCAACCUGAGCGAGUCAGACGACAAAUCAGAGACCACUAUGAAGACACCAAAUGCGUUUGAUGGUUCGCGGGAAAAGAGCAGGAAUAACCUGUUUUAAACUACAGGCCAAGCUACAGUAUGUCUUCCAAUGGUGCGACUGCUGUCGUCAUCCAAAGAUGAUCCAAUUUCAAUAAACGCUUGGAGGUAAGGACGACAGCAGUGGUAGUAGUUUACUGGCGAUACUGUUAUCACUUAUUAUUGAUAUCUAGGCUACAAAGCGCAUUGAUGUGAAUCACACUGCUGCUCUCUCAUUUAUUUGUGGCUUACGUAUUGUGGUUGUUGUGGAUGGCUGUUCACAAAUGUAUAUGCUGUGUAUUUUAACCCAAUAAGGGUUGAAUUGAAGAAGUUUAAACUGCUUAUCAAUCAUUGUUUUUGCGAUCAGGAGUGUAUUCAUUACGGAAACCAUUUACUGUUUAAGAACCAAAUGGAAGCAAACAGAGCAAAACAAGAGUUUCUAUUGGACAAAUAGGUCCCUCCCCGUUUUGUUCCGUUUGCUUCCGUUUAAGAAACGUUUUGUAACAGAAUCGGAGUAAUGAAUACGCCCCAGUGGACAGCCAGGGAAAAAUGCACUCUUGCAACAGCUGCAGUGCGGAUUCCAGCCUAUGGAAUAAAAGUUUGAGUUCAUCCCUUCUAAACUCCCUUGUGGUAUUGUGCUCCAUACUGUCAAAAACUAGUUUAUUUUAAGAAGACCACUAGUGGCGCUUUUAUUUUCUUCAUGGAAAAUUACCAUCUAGUUUUUCACAUGCAAAUAGCACUUUCGGUAGUGCUCAAAGCACGAUAUUCCGAGGGCAGCAUUUUUUUUUGCAGCUCGAAGCAAUGAGCCCAAUCAGUCCUCCGUGACAACAAAAUAAAAAACAACAGAUUAGGCUAAUUCGUCCUUAGUUUUUGGGUUAUGCUCAGAUAAAACCAUCUGGCUAAUCUAUAUUUCCAUAUUAAUCUAUAUUUCCAUAUUUUCAAGUCCUAUUCUUGAAGAUCAAGGGGUAUUACAUUAAUUGGAAUGACUGGAAAUCUGGCAGACCAUGUUUUUUUAAAAUGUAAAGAUCGUAUUAUUAUCUGUAGUAGAAAGCAAUGGGUAAGAAGAAGCCUACAUAACCAACCCAUAAAGUAAAAUGCAACAUCCAUUUAUGGCCAGCUAUGUAAACUCUAACAUUGAUUUAUCCUGCAAUAGAUGUCAUUCAUUUUUGUCUUCUUCUAAUGCAUCUUAAGCAGGUUUACAUUUGUUGGGAUGAGUCUUGUCCUUGAGGCAAAACUGAGCAAUUUCCUCUAGAUGGGCCAGCUGCAUUGUAAAAAUCAAUGAAAACAAUAAUGUGCUUUUUGGUCUUAAUUUAAGGUUAGGGUUAGGCAUUAGGGUUAGCAGUAUGGUUAAGGUUAUGUUUAAAAUCAGAUUUUAUGACUUUGUGGCUGUGCCAGCUACUAACAUGUGCCUCUUAAGGGGAAAGUAAUCUAAAAGUAACUGAAAGUAAUCUGAUUACGUUACUGAGUUUGGGAAAUCCGAAUGUUGAUUGCAAUUUUGUUCAGGUAGGCCUAACUAAUAACUGUAACGGAUAACAUUUAGAAAGUAACCUACCAAACCCUGCCUGUCUGCCUACAGAGGCUUCACAGGGAAUAUUGGUUAAGCCAUGUCUAAGUAAUCAAUUCCUAGCACCAUAUUCCUGCUAUAGCUGUGUCUUCUGAAUGGAAAUGCGCAUACAGGAUGACAGUAUAACAAUAACAUGUUUGUGUGAUUCUGAUUACAGUGGGGGAAAAAAGUAUUUAGUCAGCCACCAAUUGUGCAAGUUCUCCCACUUAAAAAGAUGAGAGAGGCCUGUAAUUUUCAUCAUAGGUACACGUCAACUAUGACAGACAAAUUGAGAUUUUUUUUUCCAGAAAAUCACAUUGUAGGAUUUUUUAUGAAUUUAUUUGCAAAUUAUGGUGGAAAAUAAGUAUUUGGUCAAUAACAAAAGUUUCUCAAUACUUUGUUAUAUACCAUUUGUUGGCAAUGACACAGGUCAAACGUUUUCUGUAAGUCUUCACAAGGUUUUCACACACUGUUGCUGGUAUUUUGGCCCAUUCCUCCAUGCAGAUCUCCUCUAGAGCAGUGAUGUUUUGGGGCUGUCGCUGGGCAACACGGACUUUCAACUCCCUCCAAAGAUUUUCUAUGGGGUUGAUAUCUGGAGACUGGCUAGGCCACUCCAGGACCUUGAAAUGCUUCUUACGAAGCCACUCCUUCGUUGCCCGGGCGGUGUGUUUGGGAUCAUUGUCAUGCUGAAAGACCCAGCCACGUUUCAUCUUCAAUGCCCUUGCUGAUGGAAGGAGGUUUUCACUCAAAAUCUCACGAUACAUGGCCCCAUUCAUUCUUUCCUUUACACGGAUCAGUCGUCCUGGUCCCUUUGCAGAAAAACAGCCCCAAAGCAUGAUGUUUCCACCCCCAUGCUUCACAGUAGGUAUGGUGUUCUUUGGAUGCAACUCAGCAUUCUUUGUCCUCCAAACACGACGAGUUGAGUUUUUACCAAAAAGUUCUAUUUUGGUUUCAUCUGACCAUAUGACAUUCUCCCAAUCCUCUUCUGGAUCAUCCAAAUGCACUCUAGCAAACUUCAGACGGGCCUGGACAUGUACUGGCUUAAGCAGGGGGACACUGCAGGAUUUGAGUCCCUGGCGGCGUAGUGCGUUACUGAUGGUAGGCUUUGUUACUUUGGUCCCAGCUCUCUGCAGGUCAUUCACUAGGUCCCCCCGUGUGGUUCUGGGAUUUUUGCUCACCGUUCUUGUGAUCAUUUUGACCCCACGGGGUGAGAUCUUGCGUGGAGCCCCAGAUCGAGGGAGAUUAUCAGUGGUCUUGUAUGUCUUCCAUUUCCUAAUAAUUGCUCCCACAGUUGAUUUCUUCAAACCAAGCUGCUUACCUAUUGCAGAUUCAGUCUUCCCAGCCUGGUGCAGGUCUACAAUUUUGUUUCUGGUGUCCUUUGACAGCUCUUUGGUCUUGGCCAUAGUGGAGUUUGGAGUGGGACUGUUUGAGGUUGUGGACAGGUGUCUUUUAUACUGAUAACAAGUUCAAACAGGUGCCAUUAAUACAGGUAACGAGUGGAGGACAGAGGAGCCUCUUAAAGAAGAAGUUACAGGUCUGUGAGAGCCAGAAAUCUUGCUUGUUUGUAGGUGACCAAAUACUUAUUUUCCACCAUAAUUUGCAAAUAAAUUCAUUAAAAAUCCUACAAUGUGAUUUUCUGGAUUUUUUCUCUCUCAAUUUGUCUGUCAUAGUUGACGUGUACCUAUGAUGAAAAUUACAGGCCUCUCUCAUCUUUUUAAGUGGGAGAACUUGCACAAUUGGUGGCUGACUAAAUACUUUUUUCCCCCACUGUAUGUAAGCAUGUGUUUUGGUCCUAACAGUAUGUGUUGCACCUCUCUAGGUCUACUGGUGUAUUUUGGCUAUGGGAUCUGGCACAGUAAGGAGGGCCUGAGGGAGCUGCAGCCCAAGGAUAUGGCUGCCAGGUACGUGGUGCUCCCAAGUGGCAGCCUGGUAGAGACAGUCCAGUCAGUGAAGCCGAACGGACAUGGGGACGCCAGCGCCCUCCACACCACCCCCUCCCCCGCCCCGUCUGCUGAAGAGCAGCAGGCAAAGAGAUGA
Molecule: messenger RNA, 13591 nt
Organism: Coregonus sp. 'balchen'
Lineage: Eukaryota; Metazoa; Chordata; Actinopteri; Salmoniformes; Salmonidae
Source: the annotation of a GenBank genome assembly